Messenger RNA from Syzygium oleosum, 1372 nucleotides. Its product is annotated as leucine-rich repeat extensin-like protein 3. The coding region runs from base 162 to 1190 and encodes 342 amino acids. Lineage: Eukaryota; Viridiplantae; Streptophyta; Magnoliopsida; Myrtales; Myrtaceae. The record is from RefSeq and is a predicted model, not a curated record. The transcript is spliced from 2 exons.
UGGUUGGUUCAAGUGUGCCUCAGACUCAGACAACAGAAAGAGACAUAGGAAGCAAACUUAUCUCUUAGUAAACCCAAUCUAACACAGAACUAAAGAUUGCCAGGAGGUCCAUAUAAAAAGCCAAAGAAGAAUGUUAUGAGAGCAAAGGGAAGCAUAUCAGAAUGCCAAUGCCUAGGUUUCUGAUAGCUAUUAUCUUUCUCAGUUUGAGAAUAUUAGAUGUUUCGGAGGCUGCCCAUGAAGAGAAGGUUCCAUCUGCACUAGUUGUGGGCACUGUUUUCUGUGACAAAUGCUUCAAGCAAGAGUUCUCAAGGACCAGUCACUUCAUUUCAGGUGCAUAUGUUUCGAUAGAAUGCGGAAACUCGAGCUCGAGCCUGAGCUUCCGACGAGAAGUGAGGACGAAUAAGCAUGGAAAAUUCAAGGUCCGUUUACUGCCUUCGAUGGGCAAAUAUGUGCAGAGAGUCGAGGGCUGCGCAGUGAAGCUGAUGAAAAGCGGCGAUCCGGGCUGCAGCACCGUGUCCUUAGGUGUUUCAUCUUCGCUUCGACUAAAGUCAAUGAGGCACGGACUCCGCAUAUUCUCGGCAGGGCUUCUCACUUUCAAGCCCCCGAAACAACCGGGCAGGUGCACCGAAGGUCCAGCUCCAGGAGUUCCCAAGUUCAGUUCCAAGAAAAACUCGAUACCCUCGAAAAAUUUUCUCCCACCAAUCCCAGGGCUAACGCCGCCAUCAUUUCCUUUCCCAUUUCCAUCACCACCGCCAUUAAUCCCUUUGCCACCAAUCCCAUGGCUGACGCCGCCACCGCCACUGAUUCCUCUGCCACCGAUCCCGUGGUUGACACCGCCACCGUCGCCAUUCAUUCCUUUGCCACCAAUCCCGUGGCUGACCCCGCCGCCACCGCCGUCAUUCCCCUUCCCUAUCCCUCCACUGCCGUCGUUCCCACCAAUACCGGGAUUUACUCCCCCGCCGCCUCCGCCACCAUCAUUCCCUUUUCCUCCGUUGCCACCAUUCCCGCCACUGCCACCAAUUCCUUUCCCACCACUACCCGGAUUCACUCCAUCUCCGCCACCACCACCUCCUCCUCCCCCACCGUCCUUCCCCUUUCCUCCUCUCCCUCCAAUAUUCCCAUUCCCUCCACCACCCCAUUCCCCUUGUAAACGCCCAGCUUCAACUCGCCCAGAGAAGAUUUCCCCAUGAUUAAACUACAAUUAGUCCAUACAUACACAAAUUAGUUGCACCAUAUUUUCUACUGCUAUUUCCAUGCUUUUUUAUAGUGUCGUGCUAAUUAUUGCACCUCCUCUGGUAUGCGGUGUGCAAAUCUGUAGCGUGUAAUUUGUCAAUUAUAUUGUAAUAUAAGAAUGUGCUCUCCUACUGUGCAA